AUGACCCCCCCGGGGGGGCCGCCGCUCUGGGGCGCUCCGGCCGCCCUCCUCCUCCUCAUCAUCCUGCUGCUGCUUCUGCCGCUGCGGGCGGGGGCUCCGCCGCCGCCCCCCGACGACCCCACGACGGAUCCGCGUGGGGACCCGGAGGGCUCCGCGGCUCUUUCCUUCCUGCGGACGGGCGACGCGCGGCGUUUGGCCCUCACCAACUGCAGCCGCAGCGCCGCGCUGAGACCCCCGGGGCCCGACCCCCCCCCGGAGCUGCGAGCCGCCCUGCGGGCCGCCCCCGAAGCUCUGACCCAAGCGGCCAAUUUCCUCAACAUGCUGCUGCAGGGCAACGACCUCCGCGAGGCCAGCGUGGCCGAGGACGUGGAAUGGUACCAGGCGUUGACGCGCAGCCUGGCGGGGGGGCACCCGUGGGCGCGCCGCUCCUUGCUGGCCCUGGACGCCCACCCGGCUGCCCCUUCCCCCCGUCUGGUGCUGCAAGCCACGGCCGUCGACGGAGAGAUCCACCUUCGGGACGUGUCCGCACCGGGGAACCGCAGCUCGGACGGCGAAUGGGUGGCGGAGCUGCGGGAACGGCGCGGUCCUCCGCUCCGCAAACGGGUGCUGAGCAACGACCUGCGCUCCAUGGAAACCCCCAAGUGGCGGCGGGGCGAUGGAUACGUGGCGGGGCCGGGCCACGUGCGGUGGUCGCAGCCGUUCCUCGAGUGCAGAGAUGGGAAAUUCGUCCCCGUUUGGGCCGUCGCUCUGUCUGCCGCCUUCUAUGGGCUGAAGCCCGACCUCAGCCCCGAGUUCAAGGGCGCCGUGCGGGUGGACAUCGAGCUGCGGGAUGUGGGCAUCGAUCAGUGCGACAGCGGGACGGGGUGGUUCGCGGGCACGCACCGCUGUGACCUCAACAGCACCCAGUGCGUCCCGCAGCAGAACCGCGGCUUCGUGUUGGGGCAGUACGCGUGUCGCUGCAAGCCGGGCUUUUACGGGCUCAGCGCCGGGACAGGGCGCACGAGGCGAUGCUUUGGGACACCAAAUCCCCCCGUUCCAUCCGCAGUGCCGCCUGAGGAUGCCGCUCGCUUGGCGUGCCGCCGGUGCCGGGAGGGCUGUGCGAGCUGCCGGGACGAUGCGCCCUGCGAGGUGCAGGAGGAUCGCGCGUUGCGUGCGGCCGUGCUGUGCUGCCAGGCGUGCUGCAUGCUGGCCGUGUUCCUCUGCAUGCUGCUCGCUUAUCACUGCCGGAGAAGCAAGAGGAUCCGGGCGUCGGGCGUUGUGCUCCUGGAGACGAUCCUCUUCGGGUCGCUGCUGCUCUACUUCCCUGUCUUCAUCCUCUACUUCAAGCCCAGCACCUUCCGCUGCAUCGCUCUGCGCUGGGUGCGCGUGCUGGGCUUCGCCAUCGUGUACGGCACCAUCACCCUAAAGCUGUACAGGGUGCUGAGGGCGUUCCUGGCCCGUGCAGCACAGCGUGUGUCCUACACGGCCAGCGGGCGCGUGUUGCGGGCUCUGGGAUUGCUGCUGCUACCCCCGCUGUGGUUCCUGGCAGCGUGGACCGUGGCAGCGUUGGAGAACAUCGGCCGGAACGUCCCGCUGGUGGUCCGUGCACAGACUGCCCGAGGGCUGCACUUCUCCGUCUGCAGCCACGACCGCUGGGACUACAUGAUGGUGGUCGCCGAGCUGCUCCUCCUGCUGUGGGGCAGCGCGCUGUGCUGGGCUGCACGUGCGGUGCCUUCCGCCUUCCACGAGCCGCGCUAUAUGGGCAUUGCGCUGCACAAUGAGCUGCUCCUCUCGGUCGCUUUCCACGCGGUCAGGUAUGGUGCGGGAUGCCCACGUGGAUGCAAAGCAUUGCUCUGCACCGUGGGUGCCCCCACGGUGCCUCCUUCCCCCCCCUCCAGGUUCGUUGCUGUACCAUCACUACAUCCCGACUGGAUGCUGCUGCUCUGCUUUGCCCACACCCACGGCACUGUCACUGUCACCCUGGGGCUGCUCUUUGUCCCAAAGUUCCUGCACGCCGGAUCGCCGCUGCGGGAGGAGAUCGCGGCGGAGGUGUACGAGGAUGAGGUGGACGCGCGGCGCUCCGGGAUGAGCAGCAGCAUCGCGUCCGCAUGGAGCGAGCGUAGCUUCGACCCCGAUGACAUCCGGGAGGAGCUGAAGCAGCUGUACGCGCAGCUGGAGAUGCUGCGGACGAGGCGGAUGGCGGCCCGCAACCCGCACCUCCCCGCGCCGCCCCCAGCGCGCAGCUCCGGCAGCCGCCGCUCUUCGUCCAAACGGCCGCACGACGGAACCGGCGGGGGGGGCCGGGAGGGGGGCGGCCAGCUCCGAUCCCGCAACUCCGAGCAUCCCGCACAGGACGCGGCGGCGGGGGGAUGCACGGAGCCGUCCGACAGCGAAUCUUUGUGUGCUGCUCCGCUGCUGCCCAGGUCGGCCAGCGCCCAGCAGCUCGGGGGACACGGGCAGCCCGCCCGGCUCCGCGCGGUGCUUCUGCAGAAGUCGCUGAGCGCCGGUGCGGGUGCGGUCACCCCGUCCUGGGGACCCCCCGAGCAGGGAGGGGUGUCCCGCAGCACCGCCGCAACCCCGGCCGCUGCCACCCCCCCCGCCCCGCUGCCUGACGGGGGUCCCCCCCGCGAUGCGUCCCCCCCGCCUGACAGCAAGGGGACGAAACGCGUCACUUACGCGCCCGUCAAAAGCGUCAGCGCGGACGGCCCCCAUCCCGUGGGGCGGGUGCGUGUGGUGGUAAAAAGGACCCCCCCGCCCCCCCCCGUGCGCUACCAGAGCCUCCCGCACCGCCACGGGGACAACGCGGAGCCUCCAGGGCCGCCCGCGGGAUCGGCAGCGGAACGCGCGUCCCCCCCGUCGGGUUUGCGCUCCGCUCCCCCCACCCCCGCCGAGGUCUGUCCGUGGGAGCUGCUCCAGGAGGAGAUGCUGAGGCAGAAACAGAACGGCGGCGAACCUCCGACCUCCGACCCCCCCGGGGACACGGCGGGGACCCCCCCGAGCCUCAAGCCGCCCCCACAAAAGGCUUUCAGGAGUUUGGGAUUCGCCAUCAGAGCCAUCAAUCGUUCCAGAGUGAAACGCAGCCUGAAAGGGAGCAGAGAGGGCAGCGCUCGGAAACGGGGAUGUGAGCGGGAGGGGGGCGGCGGAGGGGGGCAGCCCGCCCUGGUAGGGACCCCCCCAACCCCCCCGGCAUGGAGCAGCCCAGAUCCCAACCUGCGGGAUGGGGAUGCGGACCCCUCUCAGUGCAUCACCACCAGCUCUGCAUCCGAGACCCCAGUGAUGGGGGGCAGCGAGGGGACAGCAGAGGGACAGAGGGAUGGUGCUGCUGGGGGGGGCACGGGUGCUGGCGAGGGCCCGAUGUCACCCUCGGUGGCCAUGCAGCCCGAUGGCACUGACUCCCUGUGUGUAGCACAGGGUGCAAGGGGCACGGGGCCGAGGGCUGAGGUCUGUCCCUGGGAAGCACUGAGUGCCCCUGUGGGGUCUGUGUCCCAGCAGGAGGGAACUGGGGGGGUCCCAUCGGUGGGAGGCAGCCCCAUGAAGGUGCUGGGGAAGGGUGGCAGCCAGCCUGCUGCUUGUGGGGGGGGGGUUGAGGGGCUGCCCACCAGGAGCAGGAGUGCAGAGUGGGGUCGGAUGGGGGCUGGGGGUCAAAGGGAGAUCUGCCCCUGGGAGGGCAGCGGGGGUGAGGAUGAGGAUGGUCCACGCCGUGCAGCUCCAGGGGUGGGGGGCAGCGGGGCAGGGGUCUGCCCAUGGGACACAGAGAGGGGGGCUGGGGGGGAGGGAGGAGUGCAGCUGGAUGCGUGCGGGGUUCCCAAAGGGGAUGGCAAACCUGGGUGGAGGGGGACUGAGGAGCACAGAGCACAGCAGACUGACAGGGGUGGGGGUCCGGGGGGGAGCGGGGAGACCUGGAUCUCUGCAGGGAGCACUGAGAGGGGGAAUGCUGAGCCAAGGAAAUCCCAGAGUGCAGAGAUCUGCCCCCGGGAGGGACAGGGGGGGGCAGGGGUCAGCAAAGCAGAAAUCUGCCCUUGGGAGGAACAGGGCGGGUCAGGGAGGAGCAAAGAGGAGAUCUGUCCUUGGGAAAGUCAGGGGGGGUUAGGGGGGAACAAAGCAGAGAUCUGCCCUUGGGAGGAACAGGAGGGGCCAGGGGUCAGCAAAGCAGAAAUUUGUCCUUGGGAGAAACAGGGGGGAUCAGGUGGGAGCAAAGCAGAGAUCUGCCCUUGGGAGGAACAGGAGGAGCCAGGGGUCAGCAAAGCAGAAAUCUGCCCCUGGGAGAGUCAAGGUGGGUCAGGGGGGAGCAAAGCAGAGAUCUGCCCUCAGGAAGGACAGAGGGGGCCAGGGAGCAGCAAAGCAGAGAUUUGCCCUUGGGAANNCCGAUCUUGGGAAGGACAGGGGGGGUCAGGGUUGUUUGCACUUCUCUCUGUGUACAGGCUCUGA
This is a messenger RNA of Phasianus colchicus (ring-necked pheasant), 4407 nucleotides long. The record is from RefSeq and is a predicted model, not a curated record. NCBI's taxonomy places the organism in Eukaryota, Metazoa, Chordata, Aves, Galliformes, Phasianidae.